This is a messenger RNA of Corylus avellana, 1870 nucleotides long. RefSeq names its product P-loop containing nucleoside triphosphate hydrolases superfamily protein. Lineage: Eukaryota; Viridiplantae; Streptophyta; Magnoliopsida; Fagales; Betulaceae. Gene Ontology annotation, biological process: maturation of SSU-rRNA. Gene Ontology annotation, molecular function: nucleic acid binding; ATP binding; RNA helicase activity. Gene Ontology annotation, cellular component: cytosol. The record is from RefSeq and is a predicted model, not a curated record.
UAGACCACCAACGAUCUAACAGCCGUUUCCUCCGCCGAUUGCAGCCACCAUUGCCUGCAACCAAACGAAGCCUAUACCUCUUCUUCAAAUCUGACAGACCUUGUCCAUGGAAAAAACCGCUUCCUUUUUGUUUUCCGGCAUUAACUUUGACCGGAAAAAGUUCGCAGGAGAUUUCGCCAGGUUCGAGGAGAAGAAAAAAAUAGAUAAAUCGGCGGAGGAAUCGAGCUUGGCGGAAAUUGGAAACUCUGAACCGGAGAAGGGGAAGGUAUCUGUCAAGAAGCGAAAGCGAAAAACAAAGGAUUCAGACAAAGAAACGGUAGAAGGAUUCAGUGUCUUUAAGAGCUCGAAACCAGAAGUGGAAGCUGUGGUGCUGAAUGAAGAGAAUGACAAAGACGAAGACAAGCCUUUAAAAGCAAAGAAAGAAGUGUAUAGGCAACAAGAGCGGGAUGCUCUGUCGCGUAAGAAGUACAACAUUCAUGUGUCCGGGAAUAAUGUAGCAAGUCCACUUCAGAAUUUUGAGGAAUUAAGUUCAAGGUUUGGGUGUGAACCUUAUUUGUUACACAAUAUGGCAGGACUUGGAUUUAAUGAGCCGACACCAAUUCAAAGGCAGGCUAUUCCGGUUCUUUUAUCUGGCCAGGAAUGCUUUGCGUGUGCUCCAACUGGAUCUGGUAAAACCUUGGCUUUUGUCUGUCCCAUGCUAAUGAAACUUGAGCAUCCAUCAACUAAUGGCAUCAGAGCUCUUAUCCUCUGUCCCACACGAGAGUUAGCUACUCAGACAACUAGAGAGAGCAAGAAAUUGGCAGAAGGAAAAAAAUUCCGCAUCAAGUUGAUGACAAGAGAGCUAUUACGAAGUGCUGAUUUGUCAAAGCUACCUUGUGAUAUACUUAUAUCAACACCACUUAGGUUGAGGUUGGCUAUAAGGAAAAAAAAGCUCGACUUAAGCAGGGUUCAGUUUCUUGUCUUAGAUGAAUCUGAUAAGCUAUUUGAGCCUCGUUUGAUAAAGCAGAUUGAUUCUGUGGUCAAAGCUUGUUCAAAUCCUUCAAUAAUACGCUCCAUGUUUAGUGCUACCUUACCUGACUUUGUUGAGGACCUUGCACGCACAAUAAUGCAUGAUGCUGUUCGAGUUAUUGUUGGCAGAAAGAACACUGCUUCUGAAUCGAUCAAGCAAAAAUUGAUUUUUGCGGGAAGUGAAGAAGGAAAACUUCUUGCACUUCGUCAAAGCUUUGCAGAGAGUUUGAAUCCACCGGUAUUAAUCUUUGUACAAAGCAAGGAGCGGGCAAAGGAACUGUAUGGGGAACUGGCAUAUGAUAACAUAAGAGUUGAUGUCAUCCAUUCUGAUUUGCCCCAAUCGCAGCGAGAAAAUGCUGUCGAUCGCUUCAGAGCUGGCAAGACAUGGGUCCUGAUUGCCACUGAUGUUAUUGCCCGGGGUAUGGAUUUCAAAUGUGUCAACUGUGUGAUUAAUUAUGAUUUUCCAGACUCUGCUGCUGCAUACAUCCACAGGAUUGGUCGGUCGGGCAGAGCGGGGAGGACGGGAGAAGCGAUUACUUUUUACACCAAGAACGAUGUUCGCUUCCUGCGGAACGUAGCUAAUGUAAUGACAGCUUCAGGUUGUGAAGUUCCAUCCUGGGUCAUGGCAUUGCCCAAAUUGAAAUGGAAGAAGCACCGUCCACAAAGAGAGCCAAUAUCAACUAAUCCAAAAGAUUAGGAAGAAUAUAGUCGGUGAUGAGGGAUAAUCUUUUACAUGGAGAUAUUUCAGGGAAGCAAUCAUUGAAAUAUGUAACAGUUUCAGAACACAUUGUAAUAUGUAAUUUUCCAACUUUUGCAUUUGUAGCUCGAUAUCAUGGGAAGCAAUCAUUUUUCUGAGGAUGAA